Molecule: messenger RNA, 1338 nt
Organism: Auxenochlorella protothecoides
Lineage: Eukaryota; Viridiplantae; Chlorophyta; Trebouxiophyceae; Chlorellales; Chlorellaceae
Product: Protein RCC2
Exons: 4
Coding region: 1-1338 (445 amino acids)
Source: RefSeq, a predicted model, not a curated record
AUGGUGCGCGGGGUGCCAGCGAUCCCUCUGUUCCGGAGUCUCUGGGUGCUUGUUGGCGAUGCCUUGCCCACGGCCUCGGGGGGCCGCAACCUGGAGGGCCAGUGCGGCGUGUCCAGCACCCGCCCCGUGCUUGCCGGCCCUGAGGCCGUGCAGGGGCUGGGCCAUGCCGAAUCAGGGGUGCCCCACCUCUCGGCCGGCAAGUCCCACUCCGCGGCGGUUCUGGGGAAUGGGGAGGUGUGGACCUGGGGCGAUGGCACCGCGGCCAAGCUGGGGCAUGGCACCUCCGACCCCUGCACCUCGCCCCACCGCGUGGAGAGCCUCGUGCACCGAGCGCGAGUGGGCAGCGCAGCGCUCGGCCGGCACCACUCCCUCUUCCUAGACGACGAGGGCGGGCUGUGGAGUGCGGGCGAGUCGCGCGUGGGGCAGGCCACCCUGGGACUGGAGUCCUUUGCCGCCGAGCAGGCCGCAGCGGUGGCGCGGCGGGGACCUGGGCCCGCCGGCGGCGCCGCCGCGGGCGGCCAGGGCGCCACCCCCGCCCCGCCCGGCCCCGGCGAGGACGGCGUGUUUGCUGCCAUCGGCGGCGCCGGCGCGCUGGGGUCUGGGGCCCACGGCGGCGCCGGCGCCGGCCCGCCCUGGCAGGGCGCGUCCUCCCUGCAGGGCCCCUCCACCGGCGCCGGCGCCUCGCGCGGGCUGUGGCUGGAACGGCGACGGGGGGCUGCAGCCGCCGCCGCGGCGGCCGCCGCGGCCGCGCUGACGCUGGAACAGCAGUCGGCGGCGGCAGCGGCCUCCAGCGGCUGGCACGCCACGCACCUGCUGCCCAUGGUGGACCAUGCGGGGCGGGCGGGGGAGCUGGAGGCCGCCAGGGCCAUGUAUGACCAGGCGCUGGAGGCGCGGCUCAGCGUGCGCAGCGCGGCGGCCGGCUACGAGGCCGGUGCCGCGCUGGGCGUGACCACGGCCGGCUACCCGCUGGCCGCCACGGGGCACCCCUUCCGCCUGCCGCAGACCGCCUUUGGCGGCGCGCGCCUGGUGUCGGUGGCCGCGGCGCGCCACCGCUCGCACGCCGCCGCGGCCGACGGCCGCACCCUGCUGCCCGGCGCGCGCACCUGGCGCAGCGCCUGCGGGGCAGGGCUGGUGAUUGUGCCGCGUGGGCUCCCGCCCCUGGUCGACCUGGCCGCGGGCUGGGCGCACCUGGCGCUGACCGACGGCGCGCGCGAUUCGGGCGCGGCCGGGCAGUGGCAGGGGCUGGGCGCCCCCCGCCCGACCCUGGUGCCCGGGCUGGGGCGGGUGGCCUUCCUGGCCCUAGGCUCCCAGCACGCGCUGGCAGCCCUGCAGGACUGA